Molecule: messenger RNA, 345 nt
Organism: Trichoderma gamsii
Lineage: Eukaryota; Fungi; Ascomycota; Sordariomycetes; Hypocreales; Hypocreaceae
Exons: 1
Coding region: 1-345 (114 amino acids)
Source: RefSeq, a predicted model, not a curated record
AUGUCCACCCAAAGUCGGAAUACAGCUUCACAAACCGGACGCUUCUCCCGGGCAUCACCUGGCAUACACGACAAAUGGCGCGACCGUGUCCUCGCCGCCGCCGGAGAACAAGAGGAGGCCCUUUAUAAGCACGCUUGGAGCCUCCCUGAAGACCUGUCCGACCUGGAAUCUCAUGGGCUUCGCGCUCGAAGCUGGCUGAUAGUUGCAGCUUCCUGCCCACUCCUCCAUGAGCACGUGCCGCCACCAGUCCAGUUCCUGGUCAUUCCGGCUAAUGAUCUUGCGAGUAAUGGGGUGGAAAUCCUUAUAAUAACCCCGAAACUCAUCGAUGCUGACACUUCCUUCUGA